Mucor mucedo is the source of this 2183-nucleotide messenger RNA. RefSeq lists its product as uncharacterized. The record is from RefSeq and is a predicted model, not a curated record. The transcript is spliced from 6 exons. The coding region runs from base 1 to 2058 and encodes 685 amino acids. Lineage: Eukaryota; Fungi; Mucoromycota; Mucoromycetes; Mucorales; Mucoraceae.
AUGAUAAGUGUUGAUGAGAUCUCCGACUCAUCUGAUAGGGAUACGAUAAGAAAAAAUUUCGCCAGUCUAUCAAAGUUCAAAGGAAAAGGCAAAGCUGUAGACACUGAAAUUGCUUCCACUUCUAGUUUUCAAAACAUUAAUGAAAAUUUAAAUGAUGCUGAAGCAGAUAUGGAUAUAGAUAGUUCAUCAAUAUAUAUCACCACAAAAUAUGACGCUGGUGAAGCAAGCAAACAAGCAGAUAAUACAGAUAAUCCUGUUUCGUGGACUGUCCAGUCAAGGGAUACUUCUUCUCCUUCUGUACCUAAGGCUUCUUACUCAUCUACAACUUCUGUUGAUCCUGAAAUUGUUCUAAAAUCUGUUAAAAAGAGUAAUGAACCACAUGAAUCUUCUAAUGCUACACCCAACCGUAUAAUGGCCGUUAAAACCACUGUAAGAAGUAUUUGGAAACAAGAAUACAUACAGCCAUUAUAUGAUUUAGUCAAUACAACAAACAUUUUAGUAACGCACACAUUUGCUUUUAUUAAAUACAUACUUAUUCAAGAACUGCAAUCGGAUGACGACUUUGAUUUCAAAGAAUUUAUCAAGAAAGAUUUUUUUGUUGAAGUGUUUCUAAGCCUUAUUCAGACUAAAGUCGUAAACUCCUCAAGACUUAAGGAUAUAACCAAAAAAUAUAGACAGAUAAUUCUCAAAUACAAGAAGGAAUAUUGUACAAAUGCUCGAUAUACACCUAUCCCACUUGCAAACGCUCAACAAAUUGCUUUAUAUGAAUUACGCAGUUUUGUGAACAAGUUGUUUAAGAAGGAUGAAAAAGCAAGCAAUCUUCGUGAGAAACUGAAAGCAAAUGGUUAUACUGAGCAAGCCAUCAAAACAGCUAUCCGGAAAGAGGUUUAUCAGCCAUGCAACCAGGUGAAGCAAGCCAUUGCAAAAAAAGAGAUUCCAGAGAGAGGUCUUUUAGAUGCUCAAUCUUUAGAAGAAUUGGCUAUGUUUUACGCAAGUUACACAAAGAACUACUCGUUCCAAAGAAAUUCCGUUUAUUAUGACGUAAAGGCAAGACCAGAGAACCAUUUCAAGGCUUUUUUUAAAUUAGCUGUAAUGUUUGAAGCGAAAAAAAUGAAAAUGUUUACCUGUUUUCCUUUACGCACUACUUUUAUUCCUUGUUAUAUGACAUUGGAUAGCAAAAUAAUCCAUCAUCAUAUUCUCAAAAAAAAGUCGCAACUAAAAGCAGAGAACAAGUUUGACACAUGGGGUGAUGUAGUUAACCUUCAGAACAAGGUUUUCAAGAACCAAGGAUUUGAUAAAUCUAUACGAUUUCAAGGGACCAUCGAAACAGAUGGAGUUGGUAUAUCAGUCAUAAAACAAAAUAUGGAUACCAACAGAAAGACAUCCAAAGCAAAGAAUACAACAAAGGUUACUGUUGAUCAAACAGAGUAUAUAGAGAAGGUUAGCCAAUCAGACUUGAGAAGGACUGAAGGAAACUGUGUUCUUAUAGAUCCUGGAAGACGUGAUCUUAUGUAUUGCCUCAAGGAAACUAAAAAGCUACAGAUUUGGCCAUUCCGUAAACUAAAGUUUUCUAGCAAACUGUACUUUGACAAAAAUGAUGCUCAAUUAGUUAGAAAACUGAAAAACAAGUUUGGAUCCAAUACAACGCUGAUACUUGGAAAUUGGUCAGCACCAAACGUCAAGUUUCAAGAGCCAACUAGGAAUAAAGGGUUAAUUGAUAUGUUAAAGAAGAACGUAUUUAAACUAUAUUUAAUUGACGAAUACAAGACGUCUUCUUUUUGUCCUACAUGCGAAAGUCCUUUGGAAAAGUUCAAAACCAUAGUGAAUCCAAGACCAUAUCAAAGACGAAAAAUGCCGACCAUUACAUGUCAUGGAUUACUUCGGUGUAAGAACAUUGCUUGCUACAGAAAAAUGGAGAAUACAUCUGGUAUUGUUGCAAGAAGAAUGUGGAAUCGUGAUUUGGCUGCGGCUUUAAACUUUAAAAAAAUACUGAACCAUUUGAGGGAAACUGGAAAACGACCCGCUUUGUUUAGUCGAGAAAAAGCAGAAAGAAAAUAAUUUUCCACUAAAGUUAUCGCUUUAGUUAUUUAAUGCAGUGUCAAAACUGUAUAUGGUUGUGAGAAUAAAAGGUCGUUGGUUCAAUAAAAAAAAAACGCUGUUGACUUCUUGAUUUGGCUUUCACA